Didymodactylos carnosus is the source of this 1501-nucleotide messenger RNA. Lineage: Eukaryota; Metazoa; Rotifera; Eurotatoria; Philodinida; Philodinidae. The record is from the annotation of a GenBank genome assembly.
AUGUCACCAUUAGAUAAUAAUUCAUCGGCCGAUGAAUUAUUUGAAAUAUUUAUCAAUGCUCAAACAGCUAAAAGUAUUUUACAUUCAUUUGAAGAGUUAUGUAAAUGUUUAAAUAUAAAACGAACAGAAUAUGGUAAAAGAAUAUUAUAUAAAACAUUGUGUUCAAAAUUAACGAGUUGGAAAGCAAAAAGUUUAUGGACAAAAAUUGAUAAACGAACUAAUCAAAAAGAGUAUGAAAAUGGACGGUCAUGUUCAGAACUGAAAGUUUGUAUCAUUGGUGCUGGUCCGUGUGGGUUACGUUUCGCAAUUGAAUGUGCAUUAUUAGGUGCAAGAUGUAUUGUUGUUGAAAAACGAGACAGAUUUUCCCGACAUAAUGUACUUCAUCUAUGGCGUUAUGUAAUUACCGAUUUGAAGAAUUUAGGUGCCAAACUUUUUUAUGGAAAAUUUGCAUUUGGCAGUAUCGAACACAUAAGUAAGUGUCUAACAUCAUAUGAACUUCUUCUUUUACAAUUUCUUAAAAUUUAAAAAUGUAUUCGUUCGCAAUUUUCUUUGAGACAAUUUGCCUUAAAGGUACCAAAGGAUGAAAGUCCCUGUAUAGUCAUUUAUUUUAACUUAUCAAUUUAUUUUAAGGUAUAAGCAUAUAUAGAAAGUAUAGAGAUGCACAAAAUAUCAUCGUUUAGUGUUUUAUUUAACAAAUACAUCAGAAAUAUGAAAAUGCGAGCUUUCAACCACACAUUGUGGCCAUCAGCAGGUAUAAUAACAUGUGUAAACAUUUAUCAUUUCAGAUCAUAUUUUUCGCUUCUUUUCUUCAUAUCUUUCCAUUUUUUUCUAUUAGUCAUAGUGUGAAAAAAUAUUUUUCCACACAAAUGAUCUUAAGAACUUGUCACAUUUGUCGAAAAAAUCAUACAUUUCAAAGCAAAGUAAAUAGUGUAGUGAAUAGAAUUUCAGUUAUCCAAAUAAUUCUAAAGCAUAUCUUGUAUCAUUAUAUGCUUUUCAAUAACUUUUAUGCGUGACUAAACUUUCUUUUACCACCUUCUUCUCCACUAUGUCUCUAAAGUCACCGUUUCCACAUUAUCAAUAUCAACAGUGUGAGUGUGAGUGUUCUAGAGAAUGUUGAGCUAACUGAGAAUUCGAUUUUCCAAUUUGAAUAGCAUAUUUAUGUUCACUCAUGCUUGUUAUAUACGUUAUAUACAAAUGUUCCGCUGAAUGAAGCCAUAGACAUUGCUUUAGAUACUAUGUAUAAGCCACAAAAAACGUUACUGAUGCCCCCAUUGGAUAGAACUCAAAUUAAAAGACUUUUACAAUUGGCUCUUUGUGGAAUGCCAUUUAGAUUUAUGAAUAAGACUUUUGUUCAGAUUGAUAGGGUUGCAAUGAGAUCAUCUUUGGCACCCAUAUUAGCCAAUUUAUUUAUGAAAAAAUUAGACAAGAAAGUAAAUCGAUUUUCAACUAAUAAGCCGAUGCUCUGGCUCAGAUAUAUGGAUCACAUCAUAUGUGUAUUUAA